AACCCUCACCUUCAGGAGCGACAACUUCUGUUUUACCCCAAGAUAAUGUAAAAUGCAAUAUUCAUCUCAAACAUCUCAAGAAACCUUACCUUCAAAAGCUUUUGGAAGAUCGCAAUUGGGUGAAGGAUCUGAUGACCACUCUCUUUUAG
This is a messenger RNA of Ambispora leptoticha, 149 nucleotides long. The record is from the annotation of a GenBank genome assembly. Lineage: Eukaryota; Fungi; Glomeromycota; Glomeromycetes; Archaeosporales; Ambisporaceae.